Messenger RNA from Nomascus leucogenys (northern white-cheeked gibbon), 3188 nucleotides. It is a transcript of the gene PRPF31, whose product is annotated as pre-mRNA processing factor 31. Gene Ontology annotation, cellular component: U4 snRNP; precatalytic spliceosome; U4/U6 x U5 tri-snRNP complex. Gene Ontology annotation, biological process: spliceosomal tri-snRNP complex assembly; mRNA splicing, via spliceosome. Bases 1314 to 2789 code for a protein of 491 amino acids. The record is from RefSeq and is a predicted model, not a curated record. The transcript has 14 exons. Lineage: Eukaryota; Metazoa; Chordata; Mammalia; Primates; Hylobatidae.
AGUGUGAUCGAGACAAGAAGGGAGGGGGAGGCCGGGCUCCUGGGUCUGGGAGAAGAAGCGUGUGAGGAAAAAGGCGGGCCUUUACAGCUUGGUUUUUGUUUUUUUGUUGUUUGUUUGUUUUGAGACGGAGUCUCGGUCUGUUGCCCAGGUUGGAGAGCAGUGGCGCGAUCUCGGCUCACUGCAACCUCCGUCUCCCGGGUUCAAACGAUUCUCCUGCCUCAGCCUCCAGAGUAGCUGGGAUUACAGGCGCCCGCCACCACCCCUGGCUAAUUUUUGUAUUUUUAGUAGAUACGUGGUUUCCCCAUGUUGGUCAGGCUGGUCUCGAACUCCUGAUCUCGUGAUCCGCCCGCCUCGGCCUCCCAAAGUGCUGUGAUUACAGGCGUGACCCACCGCGCCUGGCCAGUUGUUUGUUUGUUUGUUUUGUCCGAGACGAAAUUUCGCUCUUGUUGCCCAGGAUGGAGUGCAGUGGUGCGAUCUCGGUUCACUGCAACCUCCGCCUCCCAGGUUCAAGCGAUUCUCCUGCCUCAGCCUCCCGAGUAGCUGGGAUUACAGGCGCGCACCACCACACCCAGCUAAUUUUUUGUAUUUUUAGUAGAGACAGGGUUUCACCAUGUUGGCCAGGCUGGUCUGGAACCCCUGACCUCAGGUGAUCCACCCGCCUGGGCCUCUCAAAGUGCUGGGAUUACAGGCAUGAGCCACCGCGCCUGGCCUUUUACAGCUUGUUUACCCAAAAGUCUUAAUAUGCGCCUACCAUGGUGUGGCCCUGGGAAUGUGGAAGGAGCAAAAAUUGUUCCCUGCCCUCUUAGAGCUUCGGUUGAUGCCUGACAGGCUUUAUCAAAUAAUUACUUCAUUAAUCACAAAUGUGUGACGUGCCUUACUGUAGACAGGCAGAGCGUGCAGGACACGUAUCACAAAGCAACCCUGUAGUCUAGAGUGGGGCGUGUGGGUCAGGGAGGUGGAACGUGAGAGCUGAAGGCUGAGGAGAUGCUGGGCUACUAAGAAGUGAGGAGAGCCAGACGCCAUGGCUCACUCCUGUAAUCCCAGCCUUUUGGGUGGCCCACGCAAAAGGAUCGCUUGAGCCCAGGAGUUUGAGACCAACCUGAGCAACACAGCUGUCUUGAGCCAUGGGCCACCUGGAGCAUGGGCUGGUGUCAUGUCAACAAUGGCCAGGUUGUAGAUUGAUCGCCUUGAGGUAAUCUCUGGAGUUUUGCAGCUGGGUUUCCAUACCUAGUUUGUUUCAAGAUUAGCCCCCGCGGCGAGGCGCUGUGGUUCAUGCCUGUAAUCCCAACAGUUUGGGAGGCCAAGGCCUCGGGAUGUCUCUGGCAGAUGAGCUCUUAGCUGAUCUCGAAGAGGCAGCAGAAGAGGAGGAAGGAGGAAGCUAUGGGGAGGAAGAAGAGGAGCCAGCGAUCGAGGAUGUGCAGGAGGAGACACAGCUGGAUCUUUCCGGGGAUUCGGUCAAGACCAUCGCCAAGCUAUGGGACAGUAAGAUGUUUGCUGAGAUUAUGAUGAAGAUUGAGGAGUAUAUCAGCAAGCAAGCCAAAGCUUCAGAAGUGAUGGGACCAGUGGAGGCAGCGCCUGAAUACCGCGUCAUCGUGGAUGCCAACAACCUGACCGUGGAGAUCGAAAACGAGCUGAACAUCAUCCAUAAGUUCAUCCGGGAUAAGUACUCAAAGAGAUUCCCUGAACUGGAGUCCUUGGUCCCCAAUGCGCUGGAUUACAUCCGCACGGUCAAGGAGCUGGGCAACAGCCUGGACAAGUGCAAGAACAAUGAGAACCUGCAGCAGAUCCUCACCAAUGCCACCAUCAUGGUCGUCAGCGUCACCGCCUCCACCACCCAGGGGCAGCAGCUGUCGGAGGAGGAGCUGGAGCGGCUGGAGGAGGCCUGCGACAUGGCGCUGGAGCUGAACGCCUCCAAGCACCGCAUCUACGAGUACGUGGAGUCCCGGAUGUCCUUCAUCGCGCCCAACCUGUCCAUCAUUAUCGGGGCAUCCACGGCCGCCAAGAUCAUGGGUGUGGCCGGCGGCCUGACCAACCUCUCCAAGAUGCCCGCCUGCAACAUCAUGCUGCUCGGGGCCCAGCGCAAGACGCUGUCGGGCUUCUCGUCUACCUCAGUGCUGCCCCACACCGGCUAUAUCUACCACAGUGACAUCGUGCAGUCCCUGCCCCCGGAUCUUCGGCGGAAAGCGGCCCGGCUGGUGGCCGCCAAGUGCACACUGGCAGCCCGUGUGGACAGUUUCCACGAGAGCACGGAGGGAAAGGUGGGCUACGAACUGAAGGAUGAGAUCGAGCGCAAAUUCGACAAGUGGCAGGAGCCGCCGCCUGUGAAGCAGGUGAAGCCGCUGCCUGCGCCCCUGGAUGGGCAGCGGAAGAAGCGAGGCGGCCGCAGGUACCGCAAGAUGAAGGAGCGGCUGGGGCUGACAGAGAUCCGGAAGCAGGCCAACCGUAUGAGCUUCGGAGAGAUCGAGGAGGACGCCUACCAGGAGGAUCUGGGAUUCAGCCUGGGCCACCUGGGCAAGUCGGGCAGUGGGCGCGUGCGGCAGACGCAGGUAAACGAGGCCACCAAGGCCAGGAUCUCCAAGACGCUGCAGGUAUGGGCCAGACCCAGGUGGGGCUGGGGACCGAGGGACACAAGGUGGGGGGAGUCCAGAUCGCAGCCUCCUUGUCCUCCCCACAGCGGACCCUGCAGAAGCAGAGUGUCGUGUACGGCGGGAAGUCCACCAUCCGCGACCGCUCCUCGGGCACGGCCUCCAGCGUGGCCUUCACCCCACUCCAGGGCUUGGAGAUUGUGAACCCACAGGCGGCAGAGAAGAAGGUGGCUGAGGCCAACCAGAAGUAUUUCUCCAGCAUGGCUGAGUUCCUCAAGGUCAAGGGCGAGAAGAGUGGCCUCAUGUCCACCUGAAUGACUGCAUGCGUCCAAGGUGGCUUCCCACUGAAGGGACACAGAGGUCUAGUCCUUCUGAAGGGCUGGGAUCGGGUUCUGGCAGUGAGAACCUGCCCUGCCACCGGCCCCAGUGCUGGGACUGCCCAGGGAGGAGGCCUUGGAAGAGAUGGGCCCAGCCUCCCCCAGGACCGAGAUCACUGCCCAGUAUGGGCUAGAGCAGGUCUUCAUCAUGCCUUGUCUUUUUUAUUUUAACUGAGAAAGGAGAUACUUUUUUGAAGAGUACAAUUAAAAGGACAUUAUCAAGGUC